This is a messenger RNA of Dermochelys coriacea (leatherback sea turtle), 1803 nucleotides long. It is a transcript of the gene MOGAT3, whose product is annotated as monoacylglycerol O-acyltransferase 3. NCBI's taxonomy places the organism in Eukaryota, Metazoa, Chordata, Testudines, Dermochelyidae. The transcript has 8 exons. Gene Ontology annotation, molecular function: diacylglycerol O-acyltransferase activity. The record is from RefSeq and is a predicted model, not a curated record. Gene Ontology annotation, biological process: triglyceride biosynthetic process. Bases 552 to 1511 code for a protein of 319 amino acids. Gene Ontology annotation, cellular component: endoplasmic reticulum membrane.
CAGAUCUGGGCUGGGCACCAAGGGGUCUCCCUGGGUUUGGCAGCAGCUCGUUAAAUACUGGGGAGAAUGAGGCACAGACAGCGGAAGGGACGUGCCCAAAUUUAGCAGAGCUGGGGAGGGAACCGAGGAGUCCUGGCUCCCAGCCCCCCCUGCUCUAACCCACCAGAUCCCACUCCCCUCCAGAGCCCGGGAAAGAACCCAGGAGUCCUGGCUCCCAGCCCCCCUGCUCUAACCCACCAGCCCCCGCUCCCCUCCUAGAGCCCAGGAAAGAACCCAGGUGUUCGGUCUGCGAAUCUGUCCCUGCCCCCCCCUCCACCCCCGCUUAUCUCCUGCCCCGCCGGUGUCUCAUGUUGCUCCUGGGGCCAAAGUGCGUUGUCGUGAGUGGGACGUGGAUCCGGAGCGGGGAGCAGGCCCCCAGGGUGUGGACCUUGUGGUGGCUGCAUCUCGGCACAGGGCGAGGAGUCCCUGGGUGAGGAGGUGGCCGGCCAGGCCUGGGCUCUGUUCUCUCCUCCCAGCCGGGGGCUCCGUGGACCCAGGCUCCCCCCAGCAGGAUGGCGGGCGCUUUGAAGAAGCACCUUGAGUUGCUGAGUGUGUUCCAGAGUGUUAUGACCUUCCUCUUCUUCGGUGCCUUCUUCACGUCCCUGCUGUUCUACCUGCUCUUCACCCGCCUCUGGGCCAUCUCCGUGCUGUACUUCGUGUGGUGGGUGAUCGACCGCGACACCCCGGAGAGAGGUGGGCGGCGCUCAGACUGGAUGCGACGCUGGAGAGUCUGGCAGCAUAUGACUGAUUAUUACCCUAUCAAGCUGGUGAAGACGGCGGCUCUGCCCCCCGACCGGAGCUACGUGCUGGGCUCCCACCCCCACGGCAUCAUGUGCUCCGGGGCCGCAGCCACCUUCUGCACCGAGGGCCCCGGCUUCUCCCGGCUCUUCCCCGGCCUGCGGCCCAGCCUGGCGCUGCUGGCGGGGCUCUUCCGCCUGCCCCUCUACCGCGAGUACAUGAUGGGCUUCGGGAUGUGCCCCGUGAGCCGCCCUAGCCUGGAUUUCCUGCUCUCCCGGCCCGGCAACGCAGUGGUGAUCGUGGUGGGGGGCGCGGCAGAGUCGCUGGACUGCGCCCCCGGGCAGCACCGUGUCACGCUGCAAUGCCGCACCGGCUUCGUCCGCCUGGCGCUGCAGCACGGGGCCGCCCUGGUUCCUGUCUAUUCCUUCGGGGAGAACGAGAUCUUCCGGCAGCUCGUCUUCCCGCCGGGCAGCCGGCUCCGGCGCCUGCAGCUCCGCUUCAAGGACCUGACGGGCUUUGCGCCCUGCUUCUUCUGGGGGCGCGGGCCGCUGCCCUUCCCCUUGCCCAUCACCGUCGUGGUGGGGAGCCCCAUCCCUGUGCCGCACCGCCCCCACCCCACCCGUGCCGAGGUCGCUCACUACCACAAGCUCUAUGUGGGGCAGCUUUGCCAGCUCUUUGAGCGCCACAAAGUCAGCUGUGGAGUGCCAGCCUCCUGCCAGCUCACCGUGGUCUAGGGACCCCCGGCCGGGCCCCUCUGCCCCCCAUCCUGCCGGCUCCACGUGGCCUAGGCCCCUUCUCCGCUACUCCCGCCCCCCCCGCCAGUUCAGCAUCAGCGGGGGAUGCCCCGCACCUGGUCCACAGGGUCCUGCCAGUUUGACCUCGUCUCGGGCUCCUGCAACCCCCCCAUGCAGGCCCUUCCCGCUGUCCGGCUGGCUCAGGGUCACCUGCCUGGCUCUCUGCCCCCCAGCUGGGCCCUCAGGGCUGGGCUUGGGUCCCCACCUUGUCUCCCCGCUGGGGCAAAGCCAG